This is a messenger RNA of Dermatophagoides farinae (American house dust mite), 1640 nucleotides long. The record is from RefSeq and is a predicted model, not a curated record. Lineage: Eukaryota; Metazoa; Arthropoda; Arachnida; Sarcoptiformes; Pyroglyphidae.
CAAGAAAAAAAUGGCGAAUAAAUGAAAAGAUAAUGACAACAAUUAUCGAUAAUAUUAAUGGUGAUGAUCCAAAACGGAAACUAUUUCUACAUCGUACGAUGGUAUUAUUUUUAACAUUUCUUAUUUAUACAACAUAUCAUCUAACCAGAAAACCAAUGUCCGUAGUAAAAUCUAAACUAUAUAUUGGCGCCAAUUCAACAGAAAAUUGGAAACCAUUUGAUGGCCAAUAUGGUAAAACAAUGUUAUCAAUUAUGGAUGCAUUAUAUUGGGGAAAUUAUGCCAUAUUCAUGUUUUUCACCGGUUAUUUGGCUGAACGUAGUGAUAUGAGAUAUUUUCUUACCGGUGCAUUAAUGCUUUGUGGUUUAAUGUGUAUUAUACUUGGUUCAGCAUAUUCAUUACAAAUACAUUCGGAAGCAUUUUUCAUUAUGAUGGAAUCAUUAAAUGGUAUAAUGCAAACAACUGGUUGGCCAACUGUUGUUGCAAUUGUUGGUGUUUGGUUUGGAUCAAAGAAAAAAGGAUUGAUUUUUGGCAUCUGGAAUCUUCAUACAAGCGUGGGAAAUAUUCUUGGCCUAGCUAUUGCCGGUGCAUUUGUUGAUUAUAAUUGGGGUCUAUCAUUAAUUGUACCUGGUUGUAUUUCUAUUGCCAUGGCAUUAAUAACAUUUUUGUUUCUAAUACCAAAACCAAGUGAUAUUGGUAUUAAUGUUGAAAUAGCGUCAACAAAAGAAGAUAUGAAAAAAUUGUCAACACCAUCACCACCACUACCACCGCCAACAACAACAAUGAUGAUGAAUGGUCAACAAAAUGAUGAUCAUCAUUUGAAAGUGAAUGACAAAGAAAAAGCGAUUAGCCUCUGGAAAGCAUUACUUAUACCCGGUGUUAUUGAAUUUUCCAUAUGUUUAGCAUUUGCAAAAUCUGUUUCGUAUAUAUUUUUGAAUUGGUUACCAAAAUUUUUAGAAGAAAAUGAUCACUUGAGUUCAUCAUCAUCGGCAUAUGAAUCAAUCAUGUUCGAUAUUGGCGGUAUGGUUGGAUCAAUAAUAGCCGGUUUAUUAGCUGAUAAAACCAAUUCAAGUGGAUUGAUCUGUAUCGGUUUCCUCAUAUUGGCUAUACCGAGUUUAUUUAUUUUUGAAAAAUUUUCCUCCAUUUCACAAGCAAUGAAUUUUACAUUACAAUUUAUUGCCGGUUUUUUCAUCAAUGGUCCAUAUGCAUUGAUUACGACGGCUGUUUCUACGAAUCUUGCAUGUAAAGUGCCAUCCAAAAGUGCAAUGGCAACUGUUUCCGCCAUUAUCGAUGGUACUGGAUCAAUAGGAGCUGCUAUAGGGCCGGCAAUUACCGGUCCAAUGGCCGAUAGAUUUGGAUGGAAUUCAAUUUUUUAUCUAUCAAUGAUUGCAGAUUUCAUAGCCAUUUUAUGUUUAAUUCGUGUUGGCUAUCAAGAGAUUCGUCAUUUUAUUUGAUAUUUUAGGAUUUUUUUCUACAUGCCCAGGUGGUGGUGGUCAAGAUUAAUUUACACAAACAACAAGGAUUUUUUUUAAGGCCCGAAGACCAAAAAAAUUUAUUUUUUUUUUGAUUGUUUUUGAGAAAAUAAAUGGGGUUUUUAGGGACACAAAAUUUAUAGUAAAAAAUAAAAACUUUUUUCAAUUAAA